Peronospora farinosa is the source of this 864-nucleotide messenger RNA. NCBI's taxonomy places the organism in Eukaryota, Oomycota, Peronosporomycetes, Peronosporales, Peronosporaceae. The record is from the annotation of a GenBank genome assembly.
AUGUUGCACCCGACCAAUGCGUUCCGAGACCUUGAUUCAAUUAAACAGAAAGUUGCAGGCAAACGCCCCGUUGUAUUCCUCGACUAUGACGGCACCUUGUCGCCUAUUGUAGACGUACCUGACCAUGCUUUUAUGACGGACGCCAUGCGCACUGCUCUUAUAAAGCUCUCGUCCAAGUUUGUCACAGCAAUUGUCACGGGUCGCUCCACGGAGAAGGUCUACAACUUUGUACAGCUGGACAACCUCGUCUACGCUGGCAGCCAUGGCUUCGAUAUCAAGGGUACCAAGGCACGUCCUAUCAAUUGCCAGGUGGCUGACCACUUUCGUCCCGACCUGGAACAGGCACUGCGUGACUUGACAGCGCAGAUGGCGCAGAUUGCCGGUGCGGAGCUGGAAGACAAUGGACUAGCUUUGUCGGUUCAUUAUCGCCACGUUGAUUUGGGGCUACAGAAUGCCGUUGAACAGAUUGUAGACGACUAUGUGGCAUACCACCCAAGUCUCAUCAAGACAAUGGGCAAGAUGGUGUUUGAACUGCGACCUCGGGUGGAUUGGGACAAGGGUCGUGCUGUCAUGUACAUACUCUCGGAGUUGGGACUGGAUGCAGAGGAUGUUGUACCUUUUUACCUGGGUGACGACGUGAGCGACGAGGACGCUUUCAACGCGUUGAAUGGCCGUGGAAUCGGUCAGGGCAUUUCAAUCAUCGUGCGAGACCCCGAUGCGGUGAGAAUUGAUCUUCCGGGCGGCUCGAAGGAGCUGCCGAUGACGAAGGAGCUACCGAUGACGAAGGCGUCAUACUCUCUUCGCGACACGGUGGAGGUGGAGCAGUUUCUGAUAGAGUUGGCAAAAUUGGAGUGUGUGUGCUAA